This is a messenger RNA of Topomyia yanbarensis, 8756 nucleotides long. RefSeq lists its product as uncharacterized. The coding region runs from base 1438 to 6354 and encodes 1638 amino acids. NCBI's taxonomy places the organism in Eukaryota, Metazoa, Arthropoda, Insecta, Diptera, Culicidae. The record is from RefSeq and is a predicted model, not a curated record. Gene Ontology annotation, molecular function: calcium ion binding; laminin binding. Gene Ontology annotation, cellular component: sarcolemma; dystrophin-associated glycoprotein complex; dystroglycan complex. Gene Ontology annotation, biological process: axon guidance; muscle attachment; nerve development. The transcript is spliced from 15 exons.
AGCAGUGAAAACGGUUCGGUUCGGUGCUAAUUCUUCAGCUCUUCUGUUCAGUCAGCCAGUCGGUUUGUCAGUCUGUCCGUCGACCAGUGUGUGAGUAGACCGGUUUGGCUGGGUUCUAGGAUUUGUAACGGGAGUGCGUUUAGGGACGUCUCCCGCGCCCACCGCCCUCUUCCACCAAACAAAAAAGAAGAAGCAGUUCCAUUCAUCUAACCUUUGUGCGUUCGGUCGUUCGUCCGGUUCAUCGAAGGUGUGCUUCUCCCAUCGUUUCAGUGUAUUGGCAAGUGUGGGUGUGCGUACAGAAUAUUUGCUGUUGUUGGUGCUGCGCUGCCGCAGGAGGGGGCAAAGAUUCGCGGAAACAGGAUUCUUUCCGUUCUGUGUGUGAUUUUCGUGGUGGAGUGGAAUUCUGCCGGGUUCGUAACGGAAGAAGGUACGCUAAAAUUUAGCCGUGUCGGACGACGGGUGUGGAAAUGUAGUGGUGCAGAGUCGGGAUAAAUUAGAGCCGCAAGGUGAUAUCGACGAGGAAUUUGUUUUGCCUGCGAGAGCGAAGAAGCGAAGUGGAGUGUCAGUGUGUGGCAAGCGAGAUUAAAUUAAAAUAUCUCGGAUUUUUCGGCAGAAUCAAACAACUUACGAGUGGUGGUGCUGAUUCACGAUACAGCUGAGUGAAGGGAACAUGUGCUGAAAUCUUUAUUGCACAAUCAGUUGCGGGGAAAUCACAACGAAAACGUGAAAAUCUGGAAUAUUGCUGUGUUAAUGGUGUUCGGGAGUAUUCCGAAAGUCUAGGACAGCUGGCUGUGUAUCAAGGAUUAAUUUCCGACCACGAGUUUUGCUGCAGGAUUUAUUCCCGGAACCUUGAUUCACACUUCUUUCAUCUCGACUGGCAGAAACAACUUACAGCGUAAACUAAAAGAUAGCAACAGCAGCAGCAUGACGGACAGCUAAGAAAAGGAACGCACGGCUCUUGGCAGCAGAUCACUCUAAUCAGUCGGAGUCUGUGACAGGCAGCACUGAUACCGAAAGGAAAAAAACAACAAACAUAUAAGAAUCCUUCCCGCUGUUCACCUAUUUGACAUAUCUACGACAUUAUCAUCGAAUCAAAGUAGAGCAGCUUAUAACGUACCGAUCUUCGGUAAUCCCAACCAUACAUCAAUCGGGUUGGAUCGAAGACCCGGUUCAGCUACAGUUUACAAGUGGCUACAGGCUGUUUACAACGAAAAUUAGGAAGGGAUGAGGCCUCGUAAUAGCAGUUAGUGCCUGCCAAGUUUAAAGUGAAUUGAAUACAGCAGCAAUCAGGUGUAGUGAAUAGAGGUUCAUGUGUGUAGAAUAAUUCCAAUUUUUGUAAGCAUCUACAAUCUGACGAAAGCGGGAGUAGAAUUUUCGGAGUGCUUGUGUGCGUGUGUACGUGAUUAGGUGAAAAAGAAAAAUAUCAAAUCAGCAACAAUGAAUUUACGACAUCAGGAAACGUUUUGUAUCGUACUUUUGAUAAGCGCCAUCAGUAUUACGCUCGGGCAGGACUUCCAGUUUGCCAGCGAGAAGGAGGAGGAAGUUCAGCCGAUGCUAGCGGAACCACUAGACGUAGUUAGUAAAGGGAAAUCCAUCAAAUCAAUUUACUCCAAGGAAAAAGCCCAAUGCCAAGAGACGCAGAACAGGAUUAUGCUGUCACUGGUGCUUCGAUCACACAGCUGGGACGAAAUCGUGGAAAAGAAACGUCAGAAAGCCGUCAACAAACUGUCCAAGUUCUUCCUAAUACCCAAGGAAAAUUUCAUCAUUGACGACGCCAACCGGUUGGAAGUGCACCAGAUGACGACGAACGCAAUCCGACGCGGCCGAAACAAUUUGAGCAGUUCGAAGCGGAAGCUGGGACGAAUAGGUUUUUUGAUUGGCUGCGGAAAAACGAUUUUCCCCAGCGAAAAACUGAUCGCCAACACCAUCGCACAACAGAUGAAGGAGAAGGCACUGGAUGACAUCUCAGGGUUGGACUUUGGGUGGUGGUCAAUCUGGACCGAGCACACCGGGGAAGGUCACCACCAGCAUCAGCAUCACAAUCAGCAGCAACAGGAAAAGCGGAAGCAGUUCCAAUUUCGAAGGGUCCGACGGCAGACAAAUGGAGAAGAUUAUGAGAACGAUGAGGAUGAUUAUGAUUACAACUACGACGAUGAAGAUGAAGCUGAACCUACCGAGAUUCCCCAGCAUGCCCACCGGCAUCAUCACGGCGACGGUUCGCAGUCACCGUCAGGCGACCACUCGACUCCUAACAGUGAUACAUAUGGCAAUAAGCAACCAACUAAAAGCAUCGGUUCCCCCGCGGUUGUGGGUGCAGGAGGGCUGAUGAAACACUACGAACCACGCCAGGAAGCGGAAACGGAUGAGGACAAUCUGAUAGUGCCUGCUGGCGUGCUGGAUCGAACGGCCGAUACACACGGUCGGAAAGCUGGCCACGGAAAGAAGAUGCAUGUGACUCAAACCGAGCCGAAUGACCAGUUCGAUUUCACCCAGGCGGACAUCCGGGAGAGUGUUUCGCAGCUGGAGUCGACAAUUACGAAAACCAUUCAGAACAACGAACAGCUCAAAAAGGAGGAGGAAAGCUUGCUUGCGAAAAAGUCCUCCAAACACAAACCGAUUGAUAUCGAAAGAAUAGUGGAGACUGAGCUAAUGAUGCCGGAUAUUGAGCAGUUGAAGGGACGAGAUGUGUUCAAGGAUGACUACGUGAUUGAAGAUAUUGCGACCCCGGCGGUUUCGAUUAAAAAAGGUCCCAUUGCGCCAACCCAUAAAGCUCCGGCGACGAGCAAAAAGUCCCACGGUUUACUCAGUGCCACCACCAGCCAUCCCAGUAAAAGUCAGUUGACCAGCACCAGAUCAAAUCAUUCGUCUACCAUCAGCAGCACAAUGUUUACGACCAAAACGGCCACCACACCACAGACCACCCUAGCAAUGCCGGAAAUGACCACACAGAAGACCACAUCCAUUGAUCCAACUAACGGCGAUAAUUUAUCUAAUCAACAACGGUGGACUAGCCCCGACGAGUCCCUGCCCGAGAGCAGUAGCUCGCCUAAUAAACGGCAAGCUCUUUCCACUGGAACUAGCUCCACUACGGCCCAAACCACGGCCACCAGUACCACCACGCCGGCAAUGACGACUAAAACAACGGAAACCUUGCCCUUGGCCGCCGCAGCCACCAGCAGCACCCAAAGCACCCCACGUAGCCCCAGUACCGUUGCAACCGAUGCCGCGAUAACGACACCGCUUUCGCCUCUAACCACGGUCACCAGCACCACCACUGGUGAGGAGAAGGAGGAGGUGGAAGAAGCGACCAUAGUGUCCACUGCCGCUACUAACACUCGAUCCACUAACAAAAAUAAGUCCGACUACAAAGCCGCCGUUGCGGCCGCUGCUACUCCUCUCGAUGAAGUGCAGACGGAUGACCAGGAUGAUGAGUCCCCGGAAGCACUGUUACCCACCUCGUUGGGAACCCCACCGUCAGGUCCGAAAACCGACACCGACGCGUCUGCUACUACGUCCACAAUAUCCAUCACUUCGGCAGGCUCGAUCCCAACGCAGGCUGGCACCUUGGAUCAUGGUCGCCAUGUAGCUACAACCACCGCCUCCAUCAAUGAUUUUCUGUUCGGAUCGGACGAUCGUCGCAGUGAAGAAGAAGCACCUGGUGAAGAAUAUACCGAAGAUGAGUACGAAGAUACGGUCAUAAUAACCGAACUGCCCAAUUCAGUGGCCCCGAUCGUUCCGGUAUCAACGAGUACCGUACUGUCCUCGACGAGCAAAACCGUAAGCAGUACUCAAGUGGUGACGGAAGCAGAACCUGCCAGUACAACGAUUGAGCCGGUUGCUUCUAGUACUACAACUACUACUACUACAACCACUACCACCACCACCACACAGGCACCGCCGCCUUCGACAACAGCAACAACAGAAACAGAAACAGCAACCACAACACCGCUUGAGCUCGUAACAGUGCCACGUGUGGUUUUUGUUGAAGCUACCACCACACCUGCUAUAACUACUACUACUACUACUACUUCUACUACUGCUACUAGUACCGCUACCGCUUCUGCCGAUAGCGACAGUACUACUACUCUUGAAUCAAAGGUCACAUCUCAACCGACGGUGAGUAAAACUCCAGCAGCGACCGGAGGAAAGCGGGAACCGAAAGAGGACGACACCUUCGAAGAGAACUACGAUGAUGAGUACGACGACGAACUGGAGGAGGAACCCCCGACCAGUGCUGCCCCUGUCGGCAGACUGGCGAACAGUGUGGAUCCGAUCGCGGCUGUUACUACCGAGUCCACAACUCCCGAACCACCAACUUCACCAUCAUCGACAACCGCCCUGUCCACUAGCCCGUCAACAACGACCCCUGCAACGAGUACUAUUGCCGAAGCUAGUACAACAAUACCGACGACCGUACCUACGGUCAUCAGUACAACGCAACCUACCACAACCGAAACGGAUGAGCCAACAAAUAUGUACCCCAUCAUCAAAAACCGCAUACCGAAGCAAGCCAUCAUCGCCGGUAAAGUGUUCAGUCUACCGGUACCACUAGAAACCUUCCACGACACCGAAGACGGCAAUAACUUACGAUUGGAACUGUACGAUAGUCACGGCUACCCACUGAAGAAUAAUUCCUGGGUACAGUUCAACGUGGAAACCAGAGAAAUAUAUGGUCUUCCGCUGGAAAAGGACGUUUCCAAGUGGCACUACAUCCUGCAAGCUACCGAUUCGGGUGAGAAAUCCGUCAACGAAACCGUCGAUGUAUCCGUCCAGCAGCACAAGUCCCACCGCAGUGUUAAUCAUGAGAUCAGUCUGGCUCUACGCCUACAGCGUAAAUUCGCCAGAAACGUCGACUGGCAGAUCGAAGUGAUCCGUGGUAUCGCCAAGGUGCUAGGCGACGUAUCACUAACUAACAUCGUGGUUCGCGAAGUUCGUAACAGUAUUCAGGAUCCGAAUCUGGCUACGUUCGUGUAUACCAACGAGACCCUACCGAAAGAUCGCUGCCCGGAGGAACGGCUGGAUGAUCUGGUCGCUCUACUGACCGAGAAGGCCCUAAACGAUGCACUUAAUCCGGACAUUCUGGUGAAAUCCGUUCAAGGUCAACAAAUUGGACAGUGUCUAAAGUCGCAGAUUCCGAAGGUGAAACCAACGCAGAUUACGGCCACGAAGAAUUUUGCACCCACGACAAGGAACCAGGUGGAUCGAGUGAACGCCACCGUUGGUCAUCUGCUUGUCUACAAAGUGCCGUCGGAUACGUUCUACGAUCCAGAGGAUGGUACCGAUCUCAAGUUGAAGCUGCUGACAACGGUACGAAGCCCACUGGAUCAGUACCACUGGUUGCAGUUCGAUUCGAAGAAUCACGAAUUCUUUGGCAUCCCCAGAACGAAUGAUGUUGGUCAGAAGGAAUACCUACUGAUGGCCGAAGAUCGCGAGGGACUGACUGCCACCGACGCCCUGGUUGUAGUUGUUCACCAAGCUCACCCCAAACGUGACUACAGUGUUCUGUUCGAGCUAACCCUGGAUACUACCCAUGAGCAGUUCAGCAUAGCACAGACCCAGCGCCGAUUUAUCGAACGCCUCGCUCAGGUAUUUGGUGACGCUAACACCAACUACAUCCAUAUCCGGAACAUUCGCACAAUCAUACACACCGGUCAGGUGCAGGUGACUUUCUUCAACACGACCCUCUACCGACAGCAUCAGCGCUGUCCGGAUGAGGAGAUCGAAAGCCUGCGGAACAUUCUGCUCUACCCGGAUGGAACUAUCCGCGCAAAGGUACGGGAGAUUCUCGGUCAGGAGUUUAGUCUGCAAAACGUCAGUCUUAUUCCGGUGGGAACUUGUCAGGGUUACGACACUCCGAUCCACGUUACGAGUGAACCGGAGAAAGCUCUACCGCCUCCCAUCGCCAAGGAUGAUUACCUGAUCACCUUCGUCCUGCCAGCUGUGAUAAUCCUGGCGAUGCUGCUGAUUGCUUUUAUAGCAGCAUGCGUCCUCUAUCGGAGACGGCUCACCGGCAAGAUGGAACUUGAAUAUAUCAAUUUCCAACCAAUCGCAUCCCAAUCCCAUCAAGGUACCGAUGAGGAACGCAAGUCGUUCCGCUCCAAGGGCAUUCCGGUGAUAUUCCAGGACGAGUUGGACGAGAAGCCGGAGAUCGGCAACAAGUCACCGGUGAUACUGAAGGACGAGAAGCCGCCCCUGCUGCCGCCGUCCUACAGCAGUACCAAUAACGAUGGUGAAAACGAAGACGUCGACGAAUAUGUGCCUCCACCGGCCGUCGUUGUUGGUGGUCGUGAAACACGGGGCAAAUCACCGGUGACUCCGUCAUACCGGAGGCCACCGCCGUACGUGUCACCUUAGAAGCGGGCCAAUCGUAGUGCCACCUCAAAUCAAACUAUGAACCACCAGCACCACGGAAACAGCAGCUAGAUUCUCGGUCCAAAAUAGGUUCAAGGGCGGAGCUGUGACACUACGACCCCUUCCUCGGGAAGCAGAUUAGUAGUUUUUCGAUUGGUGUUUAAUCACUGAAUACUAGUGAUGAAAGAUAUAGAGAGAGAAUAGAAUCGAUUAAGCACAGAUGACAAUGAUCGGAACACAGGAAGAAAAAAUCCUCACAUUUCUAUUGGCAGGAACAGAAAGUCUUUCGAGAGGAUGUGAGUUUUUUUGCAGCAGCAUAUGAAAAAGUUGAUAUUUUUGUAAAAAGAAACCAGCAAAAGAUCGUGAAGAGAAUGAUAAGAAAUCAAUUUGUAGUCAUCUUACGCUAAGAUAUGAAGUUAAUCAGACGAAAACAUACAAACGUAGUUUAGUAGGGUAAGUUUUAUAACUAUUUUUUUUCGAUUGAAUUGUGAAACCAACAGUUUUCGGUUAUUCAGCAUCCGAAACUACCAAAUAGUUUUGUUUGUUGUGAUAAGAUUUUCCCUUCUAUAAUCCUCGUUUCGCUUUCCGUUCAGGAAAAUGCAAAACGAGCGAAACGCACAAUAAUGUUUUAAAUUAGUUCGUUUAGAUUUAAAAGCACAACACAAAGCAGCAACAGAGCUUAAAAUGAUAGUGAAACAAAGCACUUUUUAGUUCUCGAAAUUAAUCGGGCGGCUAGUAAAUGGAUAUUACACCUAUAAAUGUAAAGCACCUAAUCAAGUGAAUUAUCUCGUACUACUCUUUUAGGAUAAAUUUACACCCCUAACAGCGAUACCCUUUACUACCUGCUCCGGCAGACAAGGCGCGUGAUUUUAUAAAUUACGGCAACCGUAAAUACAGCGAAUGUUUAACGUGUUACAUAAAUACGAACUCAACUAGGAAUUGUCGGCUAACAACAAAAAAUAUUGGAAAUCAUCAUCAAUGCAAAUGCCAAUUCAGGCCGAAUGAUAUGACAAGCUUAUUAUAAAAAAUAUCAAUUUCCAAAAAAGCAACUAUCUCGAAUUUCGAAUAAAAAAAACCGAACGUCCGCCCCAGUCAGAACCCGCGAAAUCCUUAUGAUCUCACAUUCUUACGUUUCGAACCCCCUACAAACCCCCAUAUUGAAGUAAUAGUUUUCAAUGAAACUCGCGAAACUUACAAAUAACUGCCAUAUUAAUGAGAUAGUACUAGACAGCAAGAGAGAGAGAGAAAGAGAGAUAAUAACAUAUGAUGGACUUAAUAUAAUUUUUUAAAGUGUGCAUUUAGUUCUGGUACCUCCCGUUUUCAUGCACCCGGGAGGCCAUUAACAGUAAGAAUACAAAUGUAUAAGAAAUAUGUAAAUCAGUCCCUAGGACGACUUUGCCAAACAGACCAGAAUAAAUUGGUUUCCAAUUGAAAAAAAAUACAAUCAUCCAGAACAAACAACGAUUUUCCAGCUGAGAAUGUAAAAUUCAAGUUAUAACGCAAUCUGCUGCUGCCGCUGUCGUUUCAAAAACGAAUCAAACAAAAGCAUACAGGAUUUUCCGUUUCCAACAGACUAUUGCUUUCCUUGUGUAAAAGUUAUUCGCUAGUUUUAAUUGCUGCUAUUUAAGUGUAACGCUUAUCUCUAUACAUAUAUUUUUUAUAACUGCCAAUCUUAGAGAGCAAAUGGCAAAACGUAAUCUGCAUAAAAAAAUAGUCUUACGUAAAUAUAUCUAUCUAUAAUGAGCGAUAAAUUAUCUUGACAAAAUCUUUUCUAAGUGUUUUAUUUUAUUUCAAUAAAACGAAAUGAGCUGUACAGCAUUUGUUUGGUUUAUUCGUAUGCAAAUUAUAGAGAGCACUUAAACAGAAUAAAAUAUGUACUUGAAGCAUGAAGCGAUCCUCGUUGAGCAAAACGCCCGAACGCCGUUUCAUACUUUCACCCCCCGGUAGUAUGCAAGAAGACCGGCUUCUUUCCCAAUUUUGAAAAACAACAGUGGACUGAAAAUCAACCAACAAACAAAACACUCACAAUUUAAAAAAAAAACACAAAAACAAUCUUCUAACCAAGUAAUGUCUAAAGCUGCUAAAACAACGCGAGUUCAAGUAUGGAAGAAAUGAAACAAAAAAUAAAACUAGAAACACACUAUUAGAUAUACUCACGCACUGAUAGAGAAAAUAUACAAACAAGCAAACAAUGGAAAUAAAAGAGGAAACCACUAAAACCUAGUAAGAUGUAAUCUAAACAAACGCAUAAAGAGGGCGAAUACUGCAAACCAGGAUAGAUGAAGGAAUGAACCACAGCUCUGGGUAAAAAAAUCGGAGAAAUAAGGGAAAAUCGAUAAGAUAAGAAUAACGAAAACUCGAUAACCAAAUUGUACAUUUUUUAAUAAAAAGUAAGAAAAUUUAAA